This is a messenger RNA of Fusarium verticillioides 7600, 8097 nucleotides long. RefSeq lists its product as hypothetical. The transcript has 3 exons. NCBI's taxonomy places the organism in Eukaryota, Fungi, Ascomycota, Sordariomycetes, Hypocreales, Nectriaceae. Bases 1 to 8016 code for a protein of 2671 amino acids. Gene Ontology annotation, molecular function: protein binding. The record is from RefSeq and is a predicted model, not a curated record.
AUGGAUCGAAGUAUUCCUGCGACUCAAUCAGCUGAGGUUGACAAAGCAAUCGAAACCCUCUUUAACAACAUCUUAAACCAACUCGCCGCGACAGAUGUAUUCAGUAAAUCUGACGCUGCUAGUAUCUUCGUUGUAUAUGCACACGACAACGAACAACUCGGUACCGCCAAUGCUUCCUGUGUUAUUCAUCUCAUCGAAUGGCUCAAAGAAAUCAGGUCACGUUCUGUUUCUGACCGAGCUCCGCUGCCUCUUCUGUUCUCGCGCACAGAUGAUUCUGGUUCUGUGAGAAACAUUCUUUCGAGUCAAUUUUGCCUACUUCCACCAGACAAUGUUUCGGAUGAUGGGACCAUCCAUCGAGUCCACAAAGUUGUCGUUUGCGGGUCUGAUGUCUUGAAGAAAUACUACGAUGAUACUUUCACGGCACCAUUUCUUGAAGCUAUCAAACUGUCUUACUUGAAGGCAAAGAAUGAACCCGGUAUACGCGAAACACCUGAAGACGCUAUUCGGCGAGUUGUAGAAGCCGAAUGUCAAUCCAAUGGGUUUCACCAUGUCCUCACUGAACUCGGGCUUCUGAUGCUUCGACGCUCCCACAAAGAGCAUCGCACAGGCGUCAUUCCGGUCACACUAGAUGGAAGUCUUAUGGAGUGGCUGCCAUUCUGGGACAGCUGCGACGUCGUUCUAAAGCUCAAGUCCACAGCGACAAGCCAUCAGCAUCAACUCUUCUUCAAGCUCCUAGCACAGAUAUACCCACAAGAACACAGAUUGAUCAAUCAGUACAAGGAUUGCUACGACCUGACUUGCCGAGAACUGCAGAGCAAACCCACGCUCUCCAGCCGUUGGACUCAGCAAGUCAUUGAUAUGGCGAUCCUCAAAGCGCAAAGAGCCAUUUCUGAUAUCGAGAGUGCAUCCUUUCGUGGUCAGCGGAACUUGGUCCAGACUAGAAGCCAUCACGACACUGUUCGUGGCGUUUACGAUAAACUGGACUUUCUCACCAGCACAACUAAAGCAGAAUUGGACGAAGGCACAUUCAAAUGUAUUGUCGAAUGGUUAUCUACUUGCUCAUAUGAGCUUCAUCACAAGUCUGUCUCAGAGAAACUGAUGGUGGGAUCGGGCGAGUGGAUUAAAAAUCACCCCAACUACCAACAUUGGCUAUCCACAACUUCGUCUUCCACCCUCUUCAUACACGGCGUUCGAGGUUGCGGAAAAUCCUCAAUCUUCUCGGUGGUUAUCAACCAACUUCAGGGUGGAGUUGGAAACAAGAAAAAUCUGAUGAACGUUGCGUACUAUUACUGCUCGGGAGCGCAGUCCGAGUCUGACCGGGCCAAUCCCGGUGCCAUUCUUCGAAGCAUUCUAAGACAGCUCGCAGUGGACGAAACAACCCGCGAAGUUGACCCCGCCGUCGUAUCAGAGUACGAAAAGUCGACCAAAUAUCAAAACAAUGUCAGUAGACUCGGCGUCAACGAAUGUUCAGAGCUUCUUCAGCAGUUAGCAUCAAACAGGACCACAAUCAUAGCCUUUGACGCCAUCGAUGAGCUGGAUAUCUUAGACCGUUCCACGCUUAUCCAGGCUAUUAAAACACUUGUGAAAGAGUCCAACAGUGUUGUCAAGGUGCUAGUGACGAGUAGAAACGACACGCAGAUCAAGAAGCUCAUGGAAAUGGCCACUACCAUCGAGGUGUCUGGGGAACACAAUCAUCACGAUAUUAUAAGUUUCGUGGAUGACCAAGUUACCGCCUUGAUGCGUAGUCGGGCGUUUCUGGAUCAAGAUGCGCCUGACGAUCUGCUCAAGAGAAUUCGCCAUUCAUUAAUCAGUGGAGCCCAUGAAAUGUUUCUAUGGGUUGAACUUCAAGUGCAGAUGCUCAUUCGGAAGAAGUCGGUAGUAGAUGUCCUGAAUGCUCUUGAGCAAGGUCUAGCAGAAAAUCUCGACAAGAUCUACGAGUCGACCUACGAAGGUUUCCUUGCUUUGGACGAUACGGCAAAAACAGUCGUCGAGGGCGUCUUCUGCUGGAUUCUCUAUGCGAAGCGACCGCUGACUAUCGAAGCUCUCAAUGUUGCACUCAGGUUGCAUCCUGAGCUCACUGGCCACCCUAAAGAUAUACGUCUUCCGGACCUGACUGAUGUGUGUUCCAAUUUGGUUGUUCUUGAUUCAGUUACCAAUAUACUACGAAUGUGUCAUCCCUCAGCUCGAGACUUUAUGAAGCGUCGAAGCAUGUUUUCAGAGGUCCAGGCGCAUAGAUUGAUGGCUUUUGCUUCUCUUCGAACGUGUUCUACCAAUCUACUUCCGGAUCCUGGUGCAGCAUCAACCCUUGAAGUGAUUGAUGACUUGUCGCUUUACAGCGCUAUAUACUGGCCGCAACAUCUCAAGGCGUCAGAAUUGAGCAAUACUGUCCCGCCCUGGAUAGUCAACAAUCUGAAUGACUUCGUGCUGGAUGGCGAAGAUUUUGACGUUGAUCCAGCUUUCGAGUGGUGGCUGGGCUGGAUCGACCGACUUUUGGAGACGCUACCUCCUUAUCACAGCCUCAGACUGACCCAUGGAUGUCUUUCAUCAGCUGGAGGACCAUCGGCACUACCUACAGCCGCUGUGUUUGGUCUAAGCAGUUUAAUAGAGCUAAUUUUCGAUCGAGGAGACUCAAUCGAUUUGGAACAACGCAUUAAUGAUACCUAUACACCAUUAUAUUUGGCCUGCUCCUUUGGACACAGGGCGGUUGCAUCGACUCUGAUCCAGCAUGGAGCAGACAAAGGUGUACUUUGCGGAGAGUACGGCAAUCCGUUACAAGUCGCUUGCUUCAAAGGACAUCUAGAUGUGAUCGAACUCCUCUUGAGCCAUGGUGUUUCACCUAGGGUUGCUACUCCGGCGUUUCAGAACGCCUUACAUGCCGCAUGUGAAGGCGGCCAAUCUAGUGCAGCAGAGCUUCUUGUCAACGCAACUUCGAUCAUCGAAACAGAGGCAGACUACGAAGAUGCCUUGCAGAUGAUUGCUGAGGCAGGCUUUCGCAACAUCUACGAGCGCUUGCGCAAGCCAAACAUGGCAAGAAAGUUCAGGCGGGGCACCAUCGACAAAACACGCCAGGAAUCGAGAUUCCUUGGAAUUAUCAAAAAGGAUCGAGUGGAUAUACUGCAAUGCGAUUUGGAAUCCGAUCCUGAAAUGAGAAACAGUAUUCCUUCAGAUGCAGUAGCAAUUGCCGCACUCCGCGGUCAAGUCAAUAUGGUAGAGUAUCUCCACAGUUUGGGCCUAAGCCUAGAGGAAGAAGGCAAAUUUGGCUCGCCAUUGAGAAGUGCGAGCCUACAAGGAGAGUAUCGUGUUGUGAAAAAGCUGCUUGACCUGGGCUCUAACCCCAAUGGCAAAGGUUCGAAAGGAGAUGCACUUCAAGGUGCUGCUAGCAAAGGGCACAUUCCCAUUGUAAAGCUCCUCAUCGACAGUCACGCAGAUGUGAACCAACAUGGUCCCCCUCGUGGCUCUGCAAUUCAAGCUGCCGCUUACCAUGGCCAUGAAGCUGUAGUCAAGUUGCUCAUCGAAGAAGAUGCUGAGAUUUACUCUGAAACGUACAAAUUCAAGGAUGCUCUUUAUGCUGCGGUUCAGGGAGGACACGAUCAAAUUGCUGCUUUUCUACAGGAGAACUAUCCACCACCUCGUGGUCGAGCCUUACCCGCGAUCGCUCGUGGCGACAAGCACGAAACCUCUUCGUACUUCGAUCACCACAGGUCAAGUGUAAACAGGGAUGAUAGUCCACAUCCCGAGUCUUCUGAUGAAGAUGAUGAGCCACAGGGUGCCACAACCCAAGGAGAAAGCGAAAGGGAAGAAAAUCAGAGCAUCGAAGAUCUGCAUCCUCUAGUACUCGCAGCAGGGAUCGGAAAUAUUGAGAGCCUUCGGCAAGGACUGCAGGAACAUCAAGUCGACGAGGAUGUCAUUACAGAAGCAUUCGUCGCCGCGGCUAGCCAAGGAAAGCAUCUGGCCCUUGAUGUCUUAUUGGAAGAAGGUCUCAGACACGUCUCGUUUCUUAGGAAGCCAAAGGAAAAGGCUCUCAUUGCCAGUGUGAAGGGGAAACAUCUAGAGUGUCUCCGAACUCUAGCAGACUCGCUUAAUGGUACCAUUACUGUUAUUUCAUGGGGCUUCGCACUUCAGAUAGCUGCAAGUACUGGAGAGAGCAUGACGGAGAAACUUCUCGACAUGGAUCUUUUACCUUGGCAUUCCACUGAUAUGAGAGGGUUGGCUACUUCCUUGGGCUAUGCUUUACGCGACGAGAUUUUCGAAGACACCGUUGCUGCUUGCAGAGACGCUCUCAAGGUCUCCUACUCUUCGGGCAAGAAGCAAGUUGCAAAUCUCAUCUGGGCCUGGAUUUUGUCUAAGAGACCUGAGACCUUGAUGGCUGAUUGCAAAGAAUGGGAUUCAUUGGUCCUUGUCGCGGCUCAGCACGCCGACGUAUCAGUUCUCAGCCAAUUGAUAACACUCAGGAACCAGUGCGAGGACAUGGUGGAUAGUUCAGAGCUGCCACUUGGGGAUCUUCUCAUUAAUGCCAUUCGUGGCGACAAGACCACCACUCUGGACCACCUACUCAACCGGAUCCUUGAGAAGUCUAAUGCUUACGACAUGAUUGCUCCUUCAUUUCUAGAGGCCUGCCGAACAGGCUGGACGGAUACAACGAAAGCUUUGCUGGAUUAUGACGCUGACUUUGCUCUCGACACUGACAUUGUCAUUCGAGGAAUAGUGGCAGCCUCAGCAGCAGGCCAUGGGGCUUUUGUGCUUAGGCUGCUGGAGUUCCUAGAUGAUGAGGAAAUGGAGAGAGCCACCACAACAUCACUCCUCAGUGGAGCGGGAGCUGGAAAGAUAAAGGUUAUCACCGCGAUACUGGAAGACACGAAGAUUGGAGACUCGGCUCAAUUUACGACUAUCAUGACCCGAGUUCUUAUCACAGCAUGUGAAGCAGGACAUGCAGAUAUCGUACAGAUAUGUCUCGAUCAAGGUGCUGACGCCGAUGAGACCGUCGAAAAGGCACCUCCGAGUGUGGUUCCAAGGGAGGAUGAGUACAUAGAGGCACGCAGAUUUUUCCGUUCGCACUUUCGGCGUCCACCUCGUGUAGCUGGCCGAUUUCCCCGUCCGUCUGGGCCAUUGAAUUCUGUGCCGCAUCCGGCUCAUCGAUUUCCCAGACCCCCUGGGCCAUUUUUCUCUACGCCGAAUAUCCCUCCAAGGUUCCCUCAUCCCCAAGGAUCAACCUUUGCCAAGCCACCUGCGGAAUUCGACAACGAGGAGGCGGCGAACUCUGAGGACAGCGUGAAAUCCAAUGGCUCGGACAAGACAAUUGAUGAGGAGGAAACAGAAAUGACCGACGCACUCAAAGCUAGCGUGUGCGCCUUCGAGCGUAUCGACGCUAUCGAGAUGGUGACUGGAGGAGAAAAGCAGUCUGUAACUGGGAAGUCGAAAGCAAAACAACAACUCAAAACUGUGUCACUGAUUUUGGACAAUGUUUCUGACUUCAGCGAUCGCGACAGUAGACUCUCAACUCACCCGCUCCGAAUAGCCGUUGCUUCUGGAACAGAGGAGCUUGUUCAACUAUUACUCGACCACGGCGGUGCAGAUCAAUUCAGUCCCCGACAGCUCGAAUCUUUGAUGCUGGUAGCAGCAAAUCGCGAUACCUCAAUCGGCAUUCAUAUUAUCCUCAAGCUCCUCGACUGUGACCGUCGGGCAAAUCUCCCAACAGACAGAAACAAAUGCCUCGAUCCUGCCAUUCUACACGCUAUAGAUACAGCUGUUCGAUCUUUGACCGAUCCCGAGCGACAUGUAGAUAUACUAUCCAUCAAGGGCAUGAUCUCUUCGCAGAAAGCUGCGAAGGACCUGUUGAAAGGCGGACUGCAGAAACUUGUCAAGACAAUUUUCCGCAAGUUGCCUGCUCAAUCAGCAGAGCCAGAUGCCUUUGGAGACGUCCUUCAUGCAGCGGCCGCAGGUGGUGAUCUCGCUACUGUGAAGCUACUUAUAAAGCAUCACGUCAACGUGAACCAUAUCAGGUUCAUGUUCCACACACCUCUCGGUUCUGCAGCGGAGUUUGGGCAGGUGCAGAUCAUUAAGGAACUUCUAAGAGCCGGUGCCGACAUUCAUCCAAAGGGUAUGUCGCAUCAAAGCUUCGGUAAACAAGAACCGGCCAUCAAAGCCAUCCUAGGAGGUCAUGCUCCAGCGUUGAAGGCACUUAUCGAGCAUGGUCUCAAACCUGAAGAAUAUGCUGGAGACGUUCCGCUUGUUGUUUUAGCUACACAACAAAAGUCUGAGGCCAUGGUAAGAUUGUUGCUACAGGCUGGGGUUAAGCCCAAGAACCAUCCUCUUGCUUUGGUCACUGCUGCCCAUGACGGGAACUGGGAGCUGAUUACCUGUCUACUUGACGCUGGUGCAGAUCCGAAUGCCCUCGCCAGCCACGGAUUCUACGUCAGGGAUAAGCUUCUGUGCAGUCCGUUAUAUGCAGCAUGCAAAUCUGGUCAUUUCGAAGCGGUAAAGCUACUCUUGGAACGUGGUGCCGAUGCCCAGGUCGACUCGGGAGAUUUUGACGGUCUUCCUCUUACCAUUGCAGCUCGUCAAGGUCAAUUCGACAUCGCCAGGCUUCUUCUGGGGAAGAAUGCCGACCCCUUUCGCCGUAGCAUGGGUCCAGUGGCACUCUCUCAUGUGGACCAAAACAAGCUGAAGAAACUUCUGUUUGAUAGAUAUGGUACUCCCACUACCCGAGGCGCUGAGCCAUUCGAGGCUAUAUAUCAUAUUGCGACGAAUGAUGAGUUUUUGAACGCCAUUCAGAGCUCGUGCGAUGCAAGUCACGGUAUUCGGAAGAGUUCUCAAAUGGUCAAAAUGCUAUCCGAUACUUCUGAUGAUCCACAGCGCGUGUUCCUGGAAGGAUUAGAGCAUACUUCCAAGAGACAAAACGUCAGACUUUUUGAGGAGCUUUUGCAGCACGUUACCCCGGAUUCCCAUCUUCUUGAUCUUGCGUCUCGAUGCGGCUCGGUUAAUGCCGUCAAGUUGAUGAUUGAACAUGGCUUUAGCCCUUCGACUACCAAUGGAGAUGGCAAGACGCCCCUGCAGGUAGCCAUUGACUAUCAAAAUAUGGACCUCGUAGGGUUUCUGGUUGCAGAUCGAAUGCGUGUUGAGUCUCAGCAAGGCGAGCCACUGUCGUUCAACUUAUGCUCCAUGGUAGCUUCUAUCCUUGAGUCUUACGCUUGUUCCAUGCUUGUUAAGUAUAAGAGCAUUGUUUCUUGUGAGAAGACAGUGGCAAAGCUCUUAAAAAUAGCCAGAAUAGGCUUCCCGGCAGAUCAAAAAUACCUGGAUCGAGCUCUUUGCCUCGCGUGCCACAUCGGAAGUAGCGUCAUUACUGAAGGUCUACUCGAACUUGGCGGGGACAUCAAGGCUCAAACCUAUCUGAGGCAAGGCCCUCAUGGUUACAACUUGACAGCUUUACAUGCGGCUAUCUACAAUACUCAUCCCAGCGUCUUGAAAGUACUACUAUCACGGCUUCCGGCAGGUGAUUCAGAAUUUGAGGCUACCUUUCAAGCCUGUCUCGACCAUACAAGUCCAAUAUUGCUCGAGACAUUUCUCAAUCAAGCGAAGAAUUUUGAGAUUACGGAACAACAUCUUUUGCUAUCUAUCCAGAAAGAGAGUUGGGAGAGAGGCCCUGGUGAGACGAAUAUUGAGAUGAUUCUUGGACAUCAUCCAGACCUAAAGCCAUCGGAAGCUGUGCUGGUAGGGCUAUUGGAAACCGAAGUACCAUCAUCAACGUCGUGUGGUAGCGAACUCCGCGAACUAUGGGAAGUUUUGCUCGACAGAUGCGAUUGCGGCUUGACUGCCAAUAUUAUUGAAGCUAUACCGCAUAACAGAACUUGGCAAUUUCUACAUUCGUACAUCGAGAAUUGUGAUGGGUCUUGUAUGGGCAGGGUGUUCGUUCCACGCCUGGUUUCAGAUGAUCCGAGAAUGGUGAGGGAACGCGAAGCUGUGUCAGAAGGAUCAUGGGUUACUGAGUCGGACUCUGAUGCGAAUGAGUGGGGUUCGUAGAAAAAAAUGUUUCUAGUGUUCCUUUUAUUGUAGAUUAUUUAACAUCAGGGCUAGUACCAUGACAGAGAUCCUUCAGUAUAG